Molecule: messenger RNA, 1681 nt
Organism: Sclerotinia trifoliorum
Lineage: Eukaryota; Fungi; Ascomycota; Leotiomycetes; Helotiales; Sclerotiniaceae
Source: the annotation of a GenBank genome assembly
ACUUCAAAUGGAUAUUAAAGCCUCAGGCAAUAAAAACCUCACUUCCCUCCCCUCUUAAAUCUGAUCGCCAGUGCACGGCCCAGCCUCGCGCAAAAUAAUUCCCCAAACGCGACACUCAUCGCAUCGCAUUGGCAACCAAUUUAUCAAGCCAUCCAUUCCCCUCUUUUCCAAUCACAAAUCCACAACUAUCAACACAAUGCCCUCAAGAACGCCCUCACCUGCUCCACGGGGUCGCUCCCGAGUUUCACGUUCACGAACACCAUAUUCUAGCGCAUCUCGUUAUUCAAGGUCGCGCAGCCGUUCUCCACGCCGUUCGAUUUCUCCCCGUUCGAGAUCUAGAUCUGGAGGUAGAGCGAGUCGUUCUAGAAGUGUAGUUGGUACUGGUAAAAAUGGAGGUGGCAGAUACAGAAGUGAAAGUCGCGGGAGGAGUUUAAGUCCUAGAGGACGGAGCAGAACCCGAAGUAGAAGCCGGGAGAGAAGUGAGAGUGCCGUCGCUGGCGUGAGGAGUACUAAGGUUUGUUUGCUCGCGGUUAUUUUCUACAUUCUCCCACUUGGAAGUAUUUAUUGAAAACUGGAGUUUUUUGGUAGUAGAUUCGACAUAUAAAUGCUAACAAUCAAUUCUGCUUGCAGGUUGUAAUUGAGAAACUUACCAAAAAUGUUACUGAAGAUCAUCUUCGUGAAAUAUUUGGUACUUAUGGUGAGAUCAAAGAUUUAGAUGUGCCCAUGAACAGAAGUUGUAAGUUUCUCUAUCCAUACUCUAAUAUUCCCAUUUACAACAAGAAUAUCAGCUAACAUUAUUUGUAAGUCAAUACCAAUCGCGGUACCGCUUAUAUUCUUUACGUUUCCGCCGAAUCCGCCGAAUCCGCUAUAGCACAUAUGCAUGAAUCACAGCUCGAUGGCGCUAUUAUAAAUGUAUCAAUUGUUUUACCCCGCCGCAAGUUCAGCCCACAACCACCUAUGGCUCGCCGUGGAGUAAAUAUUGAUCCAAGAAUCCCACUUGGCAGUGGUAGGAGUUCUCGUGGCGGUUUCGAUUCUAGAGGUGGUGGAGGUGGAAUGGGAGGAGGAAGACUGGUGGACAGGGAUAGAGGUGGUGAUACUUAUAGACCUGGCGAGAGAAAUCGUGAGAGAUCAAGAAGCCCCCGGAGACACAGAACGAGAAGUCGAAGUUUGAGUAGUCGAUCACGGUCGAGAUCACCGUUACCGAGGAGAGAUAGAGUAAGAGACAGACGAGAUAGUUUUGGAGGUCGUGGAGGCAGGGGUGGAAGAGAUAAGGAUGGAAGUAGAGAUGGUAGAAGGAGGAGAAGCCCUAGUUAUAGUAGCUAUAGUAGCUAUGAUGACAGGAGUCGAAGUAGAAGUCGGGGUCGUGGUGGAGGAGGUGGUGGAAGAGGAAGACGUUAAUAAGGUUAAGAUGAAGUUAGGUCAAUUGCAGAAAUGGGAUUUCAGACAUCGCGAGACAAUCGAAAUUUUACGAAGGACUGAUCCGGAGCUAAGAGGAAUUCGAAGCAAAAAAGUGUACAAGAUAUUUAAUUUCACUCAGCUGUGUACUAUUGUAAUGUAGCUAUGUAGCGAAGGAGUUUGGGAUUUCGAACCCAAAAAUGGAUGAGCUAACAGGGCCAUCCAAAAUCAAUAAUGAAUUAUAAACUUUGUCUAGAGUGCAACAAGCGUUGGUACUCUUAAUCGC